AUGCCACUUGACCUUUCCAGGUUUCACCAGCAGUAUUUAACUUGUUUGAAGGGAACACACUUGCAAGUGUCUCCUGUUGACAAGACAGAUUCUCCUGGUAGUUCACACAAUGUUCAAAAGGCACAAGUUCCUUGCUUCAGAACGCAAGAGAGAAUUAACUUCCCCAGGAGCUACACGGUCCAUACUGAAGAAUGACCUGAGAAAUUUUCACUCUUUGUCGCAAUUUAUACUCUCAGCAGGCCCUCUAAAAUCAACUCCAGCAGUUAAACAUUCAAAAACUACUCACUUUGAGAUUGAAAUACUUGAUGCUCAAACCAGAAAGCAGAUAUGUAUUGUGGACAAGGUGACACAAAAAUCUACUAUUCAUGACGUGAAACAAAAAUUUCACAAAGCAUGUCCAAAGUGGUACCCUUCUCGAGUGGGCCUGCAGCUAGAACGUGGUGGGCCCUUUUUGAAGGACUACAUAACCAUUCAAAGUGUUGCAUCUUCCUCCAUUGUCACACUUUAUUUUACAGACCUAGGUCAACAAGUCAGUUGGACUACAGUAUUUUUGGCUGAAUACACAGGACCUCUGCUAAUAUAUCUCCUCUUUUAUUUGAGGAUCCCAUAUAUAUAUGACAUGAAAGAGAGCUCUAGAAGAUUACGUCACCCAGUGGUACACUUGGCCUGCUUCUGUCAUUGUAUACACUAUAUCCGAUACCUUUUGGAAACCUUAUUUGUUCACAAGGUUUCUGCAGGACAUACACCUUUGAAAAAUUUGAUAAAGAGUUGUGCCUUUUAUUGGGGAUUCACUUCUUGGAUUGCCUACUACAUUAAUCACCCACGGUAUACACCACCAUCAUUUGGAAACAGGCAAGUCACAGUAUCUGCUAUCAAUUUUCUGAUUUGUGAAGCUGGAAAUCAUUUCAUCAAUGUAGUGUUGGCUCAUCCCAAUCACACAGGAAAUAAUGCCUGUUUUCCAAGUCCAAAUUAUAACCCCUUUACGUGGAUGUUUUUCCUGGUUUCAUGUCCUAACUACACCUAUGAGAUUGGAUCAUGGAUUAGUUUCACAGUCAUGACGCAAACAUUGCCAGUUGGGAUUUUUACACUUCUGAUGAGUAUCCAGAUGUCUUUGUGGGCACAAAAGAAACAUAAGAUUUAUCUGAAGAAAUGCAGUUCUUAUAUGCAUAGGAAAUCAGCAAUGAUUCCAUUUAUACUGUAAGAAAAAAUAAGUGAUCUUAUCUCAUAUACAGAAAGCAGUAUAUAAACUCACUAAAUCAAACUUGAUAAAGGAUAGUUGCCUAUUAUGCUCCAGAAAUUCACAAACAACAGUAUUUUUGCUUGAGUAAAAAUACAAAAUGGUAGAAUCUAGCUGAAUUUAGAGUAAUAAACUUGAGGUAAAUGAAAAGUAGAAAUUAUCGAUAUAACUAAUGGUAAAUAGCAUCCAGUAUGUUUGCAAGGGACUGAUCCUUGAAUGAGAUGUUCUUACUGCAUUAAAUAUUUCAUAACUAUUUGCUUAAGACCAUUUAGAAUAUCUGAAUUUUAAAAAGUAAAUAUUUAAAAAAGUUGUAACAUUUAAAUCACUUGAAUUUUACAUAUUAUUUUGAUAGUAAUUUAAUUUUUUUCUUUAUUGUUCAAUAUGUUAUUGAGAAAUAUCAAAUGUCUUAUGUCAGUAGUUCAAUUUCCUAUAUUAAAAGUUAAAUAUUUUUAAUU
Molecule: messenger RNA, 1692 nt
Organism: Delphinapterus leucas (beluga whale)
Lineage: Eukaryota; Metazoa; Chordata; Mammalia; Artiodactyla; Monodontidae
Gene: TECRL
Product: trans-2,3-enoyl-CoA reductase like
Biological process (GO): very long-chain fatty acid biosynthetic process
Molecular function (GO): oxidoreductase activity, acting on the CH-CH group of donors
Source: RefSeq, a predicted model, not a curated record